Molecule: messenger RNA, 210 nt
Organism: Dovyalis caffra
Lineage: Eukaryota; Viridiplantae; Streptophyta; Magnoliopsida; Malpighiales; Salicaceae
Source: the annotation of a GenBank genome assembly
AUGGUAAGUUUUGAUAAACAAUAUGAGACAGAAACUGACGCUGCCGGCGCCCCAAGCGAAGAGGCUGACCUGGAAACUGUGGGAAACAGAGGAAGAGGAGGUCAAAAGAAGCUGGAGAGAAGGAAAUUGAAAUUGAAGGGAAGAAAAGCACUAAGAAUGAGAGGAAAGGAAAGAGUUGCUCUUAUCAGAAGGAAUUGUGAAGUUGAUUGA